Molecule: messenger RNA, 1632 nt
Organism: Oryza brachyantha (malo sina)
Lineage: Eukaryota; Viridiplantae; Streptophyta; Magnoliopsida; Poales; Poaceae
Product: polyadenylate-binding protein-interacting protein 8-like
Exons: 10
Coding region: 171-1262 (363 amino acids)
Molecular function (GO): RNA binding
Source: RefSeq, a predicted model, not a curated record
GCAGCGCAGCGCAGCUCCGCCUAUUUUUUCCUUUUUUCCAUCCCUCCCCUCGAUUUAUUGCGCGAGUAAUAAUAAUAAAAAUUCCACCCCAAAAUUUGCUCCUCCGAUUCGAUUCUGCCACUUCUCUCCUCGCGUGCGGUGCAGCGAUCGGAGCUUCGAUCCGCGCCGAGAUGGUUGCCGUGGCGGCGGAGGCCCCGAUCCGCGCCGACGCCGUGGCGCCGGAUGCCGACGCCCCCCGGGAGGUGGAGGAGGAGGUGGUGGGGGAGGAGGAGGCUGCGGCGGCGGCGGCCGGGAAGGACAGCGGGGAGGAGGUGAGGGAGUACAAGAGCGACGCGAGGAAGCUGGAGGAGCUGUUCAAGAAGCUGAACCCCUCGGCCGAGGAGUUCGUGCCGCUGUCGCGCCGCCGCGGCGGGGAGACCCCGCGCCGGCUGUCGGCCGACGCGCCCGUGUUCGUGUCCCCCGCCGCGAUCGACUUCUACCCGCACCACCCGGUGCCGACGUUGCAGCCGCCGCCGCCGCCGCCGCCGCCGAUGCAGGUGGUGCCGGUGGUGGUGGCAGGUGGCGGGGGCGCGGGGUUGGACUCCAGCAGCGACGGAUCCACCAACGGCCAGCCGAAUCGACGGAGAAGGAAUAGUUUCAACCAAGGGAGGAGGAGGAUGGGAGGCCGGCCACGACGAACUGAUAGGGAGGAUAGUGUGCGGCGAACUGUCUAUGUGUCGGACAUCGAUCAGCAUGUGACUGAACAGAAGCUUGCUGAAGUUUUCUCAAAUUGUGGACAAGUGGUAGAUUGCCGUAUCUGUGGUGACCCAAAUUCAGUGCUGCGUUUUGCCUUUAUCGAGUUUGCUGAUGAUGUUGGUGCAAGAGCAGCUUUAACACUUGGUGGAACUGUGCUUGGUUAUUACCCUGUGAGAGUUCUGCCAUCUAAGACCGCAAUUUUGCCAGUGAACCCGAAAUUUUUGCCUCGAACAGAGGACGAGAAAGAAAUGGUGUCCAGGACGGUCUAUUGUACUAACAUCGAUAAGAAUGUUCCUGAAGAUGCUGUAAAGAGCUUCUUCGAGGGGAUGUGUGGUGAAGUUGCUCGAUUGAGGCUACUGGGUGAUUAUGUGCACUCCACAUGCAUCGCCUUUGUUGAGUUUGUUCAAGCAGACUCUGCUAUUCUUGCCCUGAGCUGCAGUGGCAUGGUCCUUGGUGCGCUUCCUGUCAGGGUGAGCCCAUCGAAGACACCGGUCCGGCCCCGUUCUCCCCGUGUGACGUCGCACUGAAACCCGGCUCUCGUCUGAAGCCAUCGUCCAGGGCAGCAAUUUACGGGCAGCAAAGCCUCUCUAGUCCGUGUGGCCUUAGAGACCGUCUGUCGUGUCGCGGAUCAGUAAUUGUCGUCGAAGAGAGUUUAUCCUUUCGGUUAUCUAGUCUAGCAGAAGGCCUUCCUACCGCACUGAUGUGUUCUUGGAUCAGGCAGAGACCCAUCUGUAUGUUCUCCGGGAGCUCUAUUUUGACCCCCCUCAUCUCUCACCUUUUCUGCCCUCUACUUAUCACCCCCACUUUUGUUAAUUUGUUAUGGAUGGAUGCUGUAGCGGCCUUUGACAGGCAAUUGGAACAAAUAAUGUCUAUGGCUUGUCCUCUUUUCACCUGCUA